AUGGCAUCCGCUAGCCCUUAUGGAAAGGUCAACCCAAUGGAUCAAGAAAAGUUAAAUCACCAAAGAAAGAGAAAAAAGAGAAUCAUCAUGAUAUCCAUAUCCGCCUUUCUCCUUGUCGGAGUUGUGGUUGGAGCCGUGGUUGGUACAACCGUCGGUAGGUCAAAAGACUCUACCGACAAUGACCAAAAACCUCAAGUCUCCGCCGCCAUCAAGGCGGCGUGUGAGGUCACACUCUACCCUAAUACUUGCAUAGGAAGUCUUUCAUCGAAAUCCAACUCAACUCAACAAAAUUUCACUCCCGAGGAUAUUUUCAAGUGGGCGGUACAAGCGGCGGUUGAGGAACUCACCUCGGCCUCUAAACGCUUCAUCCCCGAGGCUUCAGCCGACAAUUUCACAACCGCCGCUUUCGCCAAUUGUCGCGAGCUCCUCGACCUAGCGCUCGACCACUUAAACGACACGUUGUCAUCAGCCGACGAAAUAACCUCUCUCGACUCCGCGGUUGAAGACUUGCUCACGUGGCUCAGCGCUGCCGGGACAUACCAAGAGACAUGCAUGGAUGAUUUCGGCGAUUCUUUAAAUGACACCAUAUCGAACUACCUCAAGAUGUCGUCGGAGUUAACUAGCAACUCAUUGGCUAUGGCUAACCAAUUCUCAAAAUUCGCGAAGGGGUUCAAAUUGGGACGACGUUUGUUGGCAGACAAUGGAAGCGACGACAAUGUUUCGUCGAUGCCGGAUUGGUUGCCGAGGACGGGGAGAAGUUUGCUUCAGUUGAAUGGUAUAAAGGCGGAUGCUGUGGUGGCCAAGGAUGGGUCGGGGAAGUAUAAAACAAUAAAGGAUGCGAUUAAGGCAGUUCCACAAAAGAGUAAGAAGAGGUUCGUGAUCUAUGUGAAGAAGGGUGUUUAUAAGGAGAAUGUUGAGAUAUCGAAAAAUACAUGGAAUGUUAUGAUGAUUGGUGAUGGCAUGACAGCAACCGUUGUCACCGGUAGUCGUAACGUAGUGGACGGAACUCCAACCUUUCAAUCUGCAACUUUCGCGGUGAAAGGAAAGGGUUUCAUAGCGCGAGACAUGGGAUUUCAAAACACCGCCGGAUCAGCAAAGCAUCAAGCCGUCGCUCUAAUGUCAACUGCCGACCAAUCCGUCUUCUAUCGAUGUCGAAUGGACGCUUUCCAAGAUACCCUUUACCCUCAUUCCAACCGCCAAUUCUAUCGGGAAUGCGUAAUCACCGGUACAGUUGACUUCAUCUUUGGCAACUCCGCCGUCGUCUUUCAAAAUUGCAACAUUAUUCCUCGGCUUCCCAUGAAAGGCCAACAAAACACCAUAACUGCCCAAGGCAAAUCCGACCCAAAUCAAAACACUGGCAUAACUAUCCAAGGAGGAACCCUAACUGCCGCCGGCGAUCUCAUUGGUAAAUCGGUAAAAACAUAUCUUGGUAGGCCAUGGAAGAAUUACGCCACUACCGUUUUCAUUCACACGAAUAUGGUGGGUAAUUUGAUCACUCCUGUCGGUUGGUUACCAUGGGUUGGAAAUUCGGCACCGGAUACUAUUUUUUACGUGGAAUAUCAAAAUUCCGGAGUUGGUUCCUCUACGAAAAACCGGGUUAAGUGGAAGGGAUUGAAGCUUAAUCUUCCUGCUAAUCAAGUGUCCAAGUUUACUGUUAAUUCAUUCAUUGGUGGAAAUAAUUGGUUGCCAGCUACGGGAGUUCCAUUUCUUCAAGGUCUAUAA
This is a messenger RNA of Impatiens glandulifera, 1722 nucleotides long. Its product is annotated as pectinesterase-like. NCBI's taxonomy places the organism in Eukaryota, Viridiplantae, Streptophyta, Magnoliopsida, Ericales, Balsaminaceae. Bases 1 to 1722 code for a protein of 573 amino acids. Gene Ontology annotation, molecular function: pectinesterase inhibitor activity; pectinesterase activity. The record is from RefSeq and is a predicted model, not a curated record. Gene Ontology annotation, biological process: cell wall modification. The transcript has 2 exons.